UCUGUGUGCUCUGUGCAUGUGGGAGCCGGUCUGUGAAAGUUAGCUGGCCCCUGCUGUGUCCGAGCACAAAGUAAAGGAGGUGACUGCAAUUCAAAGGCCAGAACUGAGAGCGAGCCUAGAGGAGGCCAUUGCUGCCACUCUGGUGGUAUCUCACCUCAGCAAAUUGAUCCAGCCCAGAAACUACUUUAGUAGUCUCAGAGAAGUUCUGCUGUGUCCCUGAAUGUCUUCUCUGAAACUAAAGGAGGCUUCUACUUGCCCCCCAUUUCCUGUACACAACAGUCAGACUUUAGUAAUUGGGACUUUUCUGAUUUACGAACCCACGUGAGACUUUUUGGAUUCAUUAUGCAUGAAGCAAAGUGUAUUUGGGGAUGAAUAAUGUUCCUUCUUUUUUUCUUUUCACUGAAUAGUUUGGGGGCUGGGGGUUUUGAUUCCUUAGGUAUUUUAACAGAAAUGCAUUUUUCCUUUUGACAACUCUCAGAAAUAUGCUCCUUUAAGAACCUCCUACAUGGUAUAUGUAUUUGCAAUUUGUAAACACAGUAUGUCAAAGAAUGAUUUGAUUCAGUGGCAAAGCAGCCAGCUAUUUGCAUGUCAUGAGGUCUAAGGGAAACAAACUGACCCUCAGCCUUCCCCCAUCCAGCCAAAUUCUGAUGGGACCCUCAAAUAGCUCUGGCAAAGUGUUCUGUUUCUUUUGGACUUGAUGAAUGCUUGUUUCUGUGAAGGCGUGUAAUUAUUUCUUCCUUUAUUUUGCUGCACAAGUUACCAAGAGAAGCAGCUUAAAACAAAACAUCACGUGGAGAACCCCAACAGAAUGAGCAGCAGUCACACAGACUGUCAUUACUGCCUGCAGUCUCUUCGUGGAAGGAAAUAUGCAUUGAGAGAUGAAAACGCUUAUUGUGUUGCAUGUUAUGACAGCCUGUAUGCCAACCCCUGUGAAGAGUGCAAGCAACCUAUUGAGUGCAAUUCCAAGGAUCUGGCUUACAAAGGCCGCCACUGGCAUGAGAGGUGCUUCAAGUGUGCCAAGUGCAGUCGCUCACUGGUGGAGAAACCGUUUGCUGCCAAGGACGAGGUCUUGCUGUGUACAGAAUGCUACUCUGAUGAGUAUUCAUCGAAGUGUUUCCACUGCCAGAAGACUAUUAUGCCUGGUUCCCGUAAAAUGGAAUUUAAGGGGAGCUCCUGGCAUGAAUCCUGUUUUGUUUGCCGGUAUUGUCAGCAACCGUUGGGAACAAAACCAUUAAUCACCAAAGACAAUGAGAAUUACUGCGUGCCCUGCUUUGAGAAGCAAUUUGCUCACCAUUGUUACUCUUGCAAAAAGGUAAUAACUUCUGGAGGCGUGACCUGCCAUGACCAGCCUUGGCAUAAAGAAUGUUUUGUUUGUGCUGGGUGUAAAACCCAGCUGUAUGGACAAAGGUUUAUUUCCAAAGAUGAGUACCCAUACUGUGUGGACUGUUUCAGCAAAUUGUAUGCUAAGAAGUGUGCUGCUUGCAAGAAACCUGUUACAGCUCUCGGAAGUGCCAAAUAUAUCUCAUUUGAAGAGCGUCAGUGGCACGGGGAAUGCUUUAACUGUGCAAAAUGCUCUGUCUCACUGGUGAGCAGGGAAUUCCUCACUCGGCAGGAUGACAUCCUUUGCCAUGAAUGUGCCUCUGCUUCGUAGUUCUGUGGAAAGCUGUACAGCUGCAUUAUUCUCACUCUGUAACAACACAGUUCAUUACUCUGCUGUAAGAAAAUCACAUAAAAGUUGUAACAGUUAUUUAGUCAUUCAAGUAACUUUCCCUCAGCAGUUUAAUUCUAUCAUAUCUAUAACUGCUUAUAAAAAAAUUUAAACAGCCCCAUACUGGUUAAGAAAAUUAUGCAGAAAAGAUUCACAUAUAUUUUAAAUCUAACUACAUUAUGUUUUCCUUGUAACACACUGCACUCUGCUGUUAGAAGCUUAAAAAUUUACCUUUCAUCUCCCAUGAAACCAAGGAGGAUUGUGAAAAGUCUGUAUGGUAUAUGAAUAUUGAUGAGGCAUUAACAUUGUUUUACGGAUGCAGACUUGGGCAUGGAGAGCUAGGCACAUACAUUUUUCUAUUGGAUCAUAAAAUCGAUGAGAACAACUCAUAAAUAUUAUAUUCGUCCACACUUUAGGCCAAAAAGAUGCUGACAAAGCAGGCAGAAACUGUGAGGAGGAGAUGCUUCCACAGAGAGGGCCACUGAGUCAGAGAUGCUCCUUCCAGGGCUAGAUAAAGGGGAAAAAAGGUCACCUUCCUCCUCUUACUGGGAUUGCGAUUGCUCCUCAAAAACAUAGUCUUCAGGCAUUCAAAACACUACAACACAGGUCCUUUCCCAAAAUUGGGUAACUGUGCUUAAUUUUUCAGACAUAGUUGCUCUAGAACAUAAAUAAACUCAUAUUUUGAAAAAAAGAGGUGAGGAUUGCCCAAGAUUGAAUAGUGCUAAUGUACAUUUUCUAAUAUACCUUAGGAUAUAGGACUAAGGUAUAUAGCUAAUAUACCUAAUGUACCUUAGGACUCUUUCUCCAUUGUCUUCACUAGACCUUCAAAUACAUGCAUAAAGUGUAUAUUUUAAUUAGCUGACACAAGAGCACACUCACAUUUGUCCCUUUAACCUUGUCUCUUCAAAGCUUCUUUGACAGCAAUCAAAGCCCUGUUAAUGGCCUUACCAUUUCAAUUCUGCUAGGUCUUUGAUUCAUAGUCCAUCUUUUUUCUUGUAAAUGCCUGCUUGUGGACAACAGGCUAUAAGCUCUCCAGAACCAAUACUCAAUUCAUGUUACCAUGUGCCACAUGUAGUUGCCAAUAGUGUGUCAAGAAUUAGUAAUGUUGUCAUUGCAAGCUAGGCAGUUCUUGCUUGCAGUACAAGGUCCUGGUUUCUAGGCAGCUGGCUUCGAGAAGGUUCUAUCUGCUUGCUAAGCUUCAGCACUCAAUUGUCUGUUAUUAAAGGUCAUCUAGAGCUGUGUUACAAACAUAUUUCUUCCUUUUUCCAUACUGUAUGUUACAGUGGCCUGGUCCAUGUACUGGGCCAUUGUGAAUGGAGCAGUGAUGUUAAGAAUACUAGGUUCUGCACUGUUCAGCACUGUUUGAGUCUUCAUCUAGAAUGUCUUUAAGUCACUCUUCUUUAGAUUCUGACCUUAAGUGCAUAGAAUUUUUUGGCUGACUUGAGUGACCUUUAUUCAUAGUGAAGACAGCCAUUACUUUAGAUAGGAGACUGAAAAAAAAUACUUUAAAAAAAAGAAUAUGUGUGCAUAGCUAAGUCAAGGCUGAACUGCAGUGGCAUAAGAUCAGUACAAAUAAUGACUGACCAACAAGUACAUAGCAAUCUGUUUUCCAGUCAAUAAAAUAUUAUCUUUUGUUUUA
Messenger RNA from Pipra filicauda (Wire-tailed manakin), 3347 nucleotides. RefSeq names its product four and a half LIM domains 5 (gene FHL5). The transcript has 6 exons. The coding region runs from base 809 to 1651 and encodes 280 amino acids. Gene Ontology annotation, biological process: positive regulation of transcription by RNA polymerase II. Gene Ontology annotation, molecular function: transcription coactivator activity. Gene Ontology annotation, cellular component: Z disc; nucleus. NCBI's taxonomy places the organism in Eukaryota, Metazoa, Chordata, Aves, Passeriformes, Pipridae. The record is from RefSeq and is a predicted model, not a curated record.